AUGCUUCUCAAAACAUUAGUCUUUCUUUCGCACCUUCAAGUUCUAUUGAUUCUGUCAUUCGCAGCUUCUUCUUUUGCUCUAAUACCCUCCUCAAAUGUGACUGAUGAAGAAGCUCUUUUUGCUAUCAAUUCUGCAAUAACAUAUGACCCCACCAACAGAACAAUGGGUGGUAACUGGAGUACUAGGGGAGCCAACUUUUGUGACUGGGUUGGGGUCACUUGUAGCAAACGUAGGCGGAGAGUCACGAAACUGAAUUUUUACAAAAUGGGACUUGAAGUUUUCAUGGUCACAUACCAUAUGAGCUCGGUCGUUUGCGACGGCUCAAAAUACUUUGUAUUAGAAAUGAACCAAUUAGAAGGAUCGAUACCUCCGAGUUUACACAACUGCUUUAUGCUUGAAGAAGUUUCCCUAAUAGAAAACACGUUAAGUGGUGGCAUACCAGAGGAGUUGGGCACUUUAAAAAACCUUCACACACUCUAUCUAUAUCAAAACAAUCUUGCUGGUACCAUCUCAGUUUCCAUUGGAAAUAUGUCGGCGUUAGAGCACUUUGCGCUACAGCAGAACAGAUUUACAGGCCAAAUUCCGUCUACUAUACGCCAUUGCACAAGAUUAAGAGUGUUGGUUCUCUCCAACAACAAAUUGAAUGGAAGUAUACCAACAGAACUCGGGACUCUACAGAAGCUCGAGUUACUUCAUCUGACAGGAAAUGACUUGACUGGCACAAUUCCAACUUCUUUGGGAAACAUUUCGAGCCUGGAACAAUUUGCAUUGGAGGAAAACAACAUUCAUGGAGGUAUUCCUGAGGAGCUUGGGAAAUUGACAAGUUUAGAUUUCCUGAAUUUGGAGUACAAUCACCUCACUGGGCCCAUACCUCAUUCAAUCUUCAACAUUUCCUCUCUCAAAAUAAUUUCGAUUGUGAACAACAACAUCUCAGGAGAUCUUCCGCCUAAUACAGAGUUUUCGCUUCCGAAUCUUGAACAGGUGUAUUUCGGGGAGAAUCAAAUUGGUGGAAGCAUCCCUACUUAUUUAUCAAACUCAUCGAAACUGUUUCAUUUGGACCUAAGUAGCAACUUGUUCACUGGACCAAUACCGUCAAGUCUCGGAAAUUUAUCUCGUCUUGUCUUCCUCAAUAUGGAAUAUAAUAGACUGACCGGAGACGUUGGAUUUGGGGAGCUCAAGUUUCUUACUGCGCUAACAAAUUGUCGGUUCCUUCGAAAGCUGGGCAUGAGUAAUAAUCGUCUUGUUGGUGUCCUACCACAUUCCAUAGGCAAUUUUUCAGAUUCCAUGCAAAUGAUUGCUGCUUUCGGAAAUCAGAUAAAUGGUCCAAUUCCAGAAUCAAUCAGUGCAUUAAGAAACUUGAUAUCAUUGGAUUUAGGAGAUAAUAACCUCAAUGGAACUAUUCCAUCAACUAUUGGCGAUUUACGAAACUUACAAAGAUUGUUUCUCCUUAAGAAUCAGAUUGGAGGUUCUAUCCCCGAAGGAAUUUGUAAAAUAAAGCGUCUGGGAGAAUUAGGACUCCAAGAGAACAAGCUCACUGGACCUAUUCCACAUUGCAUUGGAUCACUAAAUCAUCUUCAAGAUCUAAAUCUCAGCAAUAAUUCAUUAACCUCAUCAAUUCCUGCAAGUUAUUGGACCCUUGAAAAUCUCAUUUACAUGGAUUUAUCAAAAAACUCCUUCAGGGGGAACCUAUCUCACGAAAUGAAAAUCUCGAGGGUUAUGCUAAAGUUGGAUAUUUCUCGGAAUCAUAUCACAGGUAAAAUCCCAGCUAUUCUCGGGGCUUUCGAAAGCUUAAGUUUGCUUGAUCUAUCAAAAAACUCAUUGCAUGAGAUUAUUCCUCAGUCACUUGGUGAUUUGAAAUCACUGGAGUUCUUGGAUCUCUCCUACAAUAAUCUCUCUGGUCUUAUUCCCAAGUCGCUCAAGGCACUAAAUAAUCUCAAACAUUUGAAUCUAUCUUUCAAUGACUUAUCAGGAGAGAUCCCAAGUGAAGGAACUUUUGCUAACUUUACAGCAAAAUCUUUUCUGGAAAAUAAGAAGCUUUGCGGGGAAGUAUUACAAAAACCUUGCUCUCAUCAAAAUUCCAACACCAAACAAAUCAUUCUUAAGUACAUUGUUCCCAUUGUUGGAGCUGUGCUAAUAUUUGUUUGUCUUUUUUGCAUAUUGAGAGCAUUCAAACACAAGAACAAAAGGAGUACUCCAAUUCUUGCGAAUUUGGUACAAAUACCUGAGUUCAAAAUGAUUACAUAUCAUGAACUUCGUCGCGCUACAAAUGACUUCUCUGAAGCCAAUCUGCUCGGAAUUGGGAGUCACGGCUCAGUCUAUAUGGGAACGAUUUCUGAUGGUACAGUUGUUGCUGUAAAGGUUCUGAAUCCAAAAGCAGAGGAUGCAUUCAAAAGUUUUGACGCAGAGUGCAAAGUCUUGCGAACAACUCGACAUAGGAAUCUUGUUAAGAUCAUCACUUCUUGCUCGAAUCUUGAGUUUAGAGCUUUGAUUAUGGAGUAUAUGUCAAAUGGAAGCCUUGAGAAGUGGUUAUACUCCGAAAACCACAACUUGAAUCUAUUUCAACGGAUCAACAUCAUGAUUGAUGUGGCAACAGCUUUAGAUUAUCUCCAUUAUGGUCAGUCAGAGCCAGUCGUACAUUGUGAUCUAAAGCCCGGCAAUAUCUUGCUAGAUGAAGACAUGGUUGCACAUGUUGGUGACUUUGGCAUUGCGAAAAUCCUGCCAAAAGCUGAAGAUGCAAUGCAUACCAGGACUUUAGGCACCAUUGGCUAUGUUGCACCAGAGUAUGGCUCCGAGGGACUUGUUUCUGUAAAGGGCGACAUGUACAGCUAUGGGAUAAUGAUGCUAGAAAUAGUUACUGGGAAGAAACCCACAGAUGAAAUGCUUAGCGGAGAAGUGAGCUUGAGACAAUGGGUUAGCGCAUCAUUUCCUAAUGCAUCACUGGAUGUUGUUGAUUGUGGUUUAAAGCCAAAUGGAAACACCACCACAGAUAUUGACUUGGUGCAUAGUCUUCUUUUUUCCCUCUUGGAAAUGGGUCUCGAGUGUUCAAGAGAAAUACCAGAGGAAAGGAUGAAUGUGAAGGACGUAGUUGCCAAGCUUACUCAGAUGAAGCUGAAGAUUCUACACAUCCAAAGAUAUCGUUCAGUGUUUCUUGCUUCAUGAAGGAUGCAGAGAUUUUAAGGAUGCAGAUAUUCAUCUCUCAUUCACAAUGAAAUUUCUUCCAUUUCCAGUUAUAUAUUAUUCACGUCCAUAUAUAUUAUAUUGCGAGUCUUGAAGCACCAGUUCCAAAUCAGUUUCUUUUACCAGCAAAGGCUGACUUCUUAUUGUGAGAAAAUAUAUAUGUAUAUACACACACACACACUCUCUCUAUUUAAAUGUUUUCUCAAUCAAACUGAAUAAAUAGAAUCAAUGGGAAGCUUCUCCA
Tripterygium wilfordii is the source of this 3421-nucleotide messenger RNA. RefSeq names its product receptor kinase-like protein Xa21. The transcript has 4 exons. The record is from RefSeq and is a predicted model, not a curated record. Gene Ontology annotation, biological process: protein phosphorylation. Gene Ontology annotation, molecular function: ATP binding; protein kinase activity; protein binding. Bases 1 to 3159 code for a protein of 1052 amino acids. NCBI's taxonomy places the organism in Eukaryota, Viridiplantae, Streptophyta, Magnoliopsida, Celastrales, Celastraceae. Gene Ontology annotation, cellular component: plasma membrane.